Messenger RNA from Prorocentrum cordatum, 2217 nucleotides. Lineage: Eukaryota; Dinophyceae; Prorocentrales; Prorocentraceae. The record is from the annotation of a GenBank genome assembly.
AGCCAUUUUGGCUCAAGCCGCGUGCGGGCCCACUGGCCCAAACGAGCUUAGGCAUCAUGGCGCGGGCGGAGUUGCCCCCGGGUGGCGAUUCCGGUGCUGGAGCACCGUCGCGGCGAUCCAGGGCUGCGCGGACAGCGGCACGGCGGCGCGCACUGGAGUCCGUCGACGCGGGCUUCUCGGCGGCCGAGGCCGAGCUGCAGAUGAAGGAGGCCGGGCUGCGAGAGAUGGCAGCGGCGCUUGAGCUCGUCGUUGGGGAUUCUGUGACGGCUGACCGUGUUCGGGCCUUGCUGCCAGCGCUCAGCGCGCUGGUCCGCGGCGAGACGCCCGACUGGCUGGCUGUUCUUCGGCGGAACGUCGCGCUCCACGCGGAGGCGCCCGCGGUCGCCUCCAUUGCAUCGGCGGGCCCCGCUGCGCUUCGCAAGGCGCAGAAAGGCCCUCGGCUGGGCCAUGGGAGGGGCCGCCGCUGCGCCCCGCAGCCUGGGGCACGGAAGCCGCUGCGCUCGACCGCCCAGCCCUUCUGCCCCGCUGCUGUGGCCGACCCCGUCGGCCUGCUGCUGGGCGCUCUGGGGGUGCUGGAGGAGGAGCCCGUCGAGGAGGUCGGCAACGGCACCGGGAACAUCGCGGAGGUGCAUUUCGCCACCAUCGAGGGCCAGUGCGAGGGGGCCGAGACGGUCCCGCAGACGCCGCUGGCAGGCGGGAUGGCGGGGCCAGAGCCGCUGGAUGUCAAGGACAAGGUCGCCGCGCUGGAGGGCCUCCUCCUUGGCGCCACGGAACGGCUGAACACGGUCGCGCUCGCGAUCGCCACCGCGCAGUACGACGGCACAGAGGUGGAUCAGGCGAUGCACGACGGGCUCGCUGCUUCCGCCGACCACCUCGUCCUUCUCGGGGGUCAGCUGGCCGCCGCCACUGAGGAGGCCAAGGCGGUCUUCGAGGGCGGCGACCACUGCGUUGGGCAGGUGCCGAUGGCCGAGUACGACCCUGGCGUCGAGCACGACAUCGUCGGCGAGCUCUUCCUCGAGGAGGGCUCCGAGGCCGACGAGGAGGCCGAGCACGGCCCCGCCUUCGUCCUGGAGGCGAACGCCUGGGGCGCAGGUUGGCGAAAGUUCUUUGCACAACGGGAAGAAUUGAUGGGAAAACAUUACUCGCUCAACAGCAGGAUGCGGCUCUUUCACGGAACAGUUACGCCCACGGUGUUAUAUGGCUGUGAGGCCUGGACAAUGACAGCGACUAUGGAGAACCGGCUGCGCAGGGUACAGAGGCAAAUGUUACGCAUGAUUUUGCAGAUGCCGCGACGGCGUCACGCAGCAGGUGGCCACCGCGACGGACUGCCGCAAUCCAGUGACAAUUCGGCGGCAUCGACCGACGACGAGCAGAUCCCAGACCACCCGGUACACGAGUGCGACGACGACGGAUUGGAACCUUGGGCAGACUGGAUUCGCAGAGCCACAAAGAAAGCGGAAGAAGUUCUUACACGAUUGAAGGUGGCUGAUUGGGUAUCAAUUCAACGACAACGAAAAUGGAAAUGGGCUCAGAAAGUGCUUCUCCUCUCAGACAACAGCAGUUGGAUGGUACAGGCGCUGCUGUGGGAUCCGGAAGCAGAUCUCGAUUGUGAUGCUCGCCGACACGCGGGACGCCCGAAGAAGCGAUGGUCCGAUGAUCUGCGACAGUCGGUUCUAUCUGAACCACGCUAUGCUGAACAGGAGUGGUCUGAUGUCGCCAGAACAGACGUUUGGCGAACACUUGAAGGCACAUUUGUCAACAGAUAAUGUGAAGCUGGUUUCACAAUGCCGUUCGGAUUUUCUCGCUCGCGUUCCUCCGUCGUCCCUCUUGUCGCUCGUCCCUCCUUCCCUCCCUCCCUCGGCCUCGCCUCUCGUCCUCGCUUGUCGUGCGUGCCUCUCUCCCUUCGUGCGUCCUUUUCCCUCCCCAACUGCAUCGCGCAGAGAGAUUGCCGCCGCGUACUUUUCACAUGCGCACUUUUCACAUCAUGGCGCCACGGCGCCCGCCUGCAGCGCCCCCGCCGGCGUGCACUUCGCAGGUCCGAAUCCGAGUCCGAGUCCGAGUAUUAGUUUGCGCAUUAGGGAUCUGUCCCAACGCUGCUUGCAUUUAGGGGUUCGCACAUGUGUUCUAAGGUAACUGGGCCCCAGUGACGAAUGCGCGCAGCGCUAGUGUCAACGCCAUUGCCAGUUUGCUUGUUGGACAUGCGUAAGGCAACCGUGC